AUGCCUAUUAAUAAGCUAGUUACUGAUAAAGAUAGUGCAGUUUCAGUUCAAUGUAAAAACAAAGUUGAUGUCACGCGAGUGAAAUCAAUUUUAUCUGAAAAACUUGGUGAUAAAUUUGACGUGAAUUUGCAGUGCCUAAAGUUUCCUAAAGUAAAAGUUGUAAAUGUGGUCACUGAGUUAGACAAACAAAAUUUAAUUGACGACAUUUAUAAUCGUAAUUUUUUGGACUUCGACGGUGGUUUUAAUGUGCUCUCGGAUCACAUGAAUAAAUCUGGUAAAUGUGUAUUGGUGCUUGAACUGUCACCGGAGGCAUCUGUAUCGAUAAAAGCAAACGGUUUCUUCAUCUAUGUUGCACAUCAAAGAUGCAGAGUAUUUGACGUCUUUGAUGUUAAUUUAUGCUACAAAUGCUGCCGAUCUAACCAUAGUUAUAAAAAAUGUUCCAAUGAUGUUAAAUGUGCAGUUUGUGCAGGAGGUCAUGAAACCAAGUCAUGUAAAAGUUCCGAAUUCAAGUGCUUAAACUGUGUAUACUACAAUAAAAAGUUUAAUAAAAAUCGGUGUACAAACCACAAAGCUACAGAUGCUAGUAAAUGUGAAUACUUAAAAUACAAAGUAAAUAAGUACAUUGCAUCAGUUGAUUACCCAGUUGAACCUAUUUUACCGACACUAUUAUGCCAUGUCAAUAAAGCUGAUGGUUUGGUGAUAUAUGUUAAAGCCAAUAUUGAUCAUAAUGUGCUAAUCGAAGAUAGAAAUAACGUUAAAUUUUUAUCAACGGUAAUUUAUACCCAAAAUGGUGAUGUCAUUAAAGUAACUGGUACCUACAUAUCACAUGAUGUCAACAAAGAAUCUUAUAUUGAGACGAUUGAACAAUACAUCGAAGGCAACAAAUCAUCUGUUAAUCAUGUUUUGGCGGCGACUGACAUCAUGAAAGUCACGUUGGGAUUAAGUGAUAAUUAUUUAUUAUGCAGUUCGUGUCGAAACAAAGUUUUAAAAUUGGUAAAGGAACAAACAAAUACUAGUAAUGAUACUACCGUUGAUGCAAGUGAUCAUGAAGAUGAUUCUAGUGAUAACAAUGAGAACAGUGAUGGUGCUGACAGUGAUAGUAACACAACUGCCACAGAUCUCCCGUUGUCCUCAUCAUUCCGUUCCUUGUCGUUUAAUAGUGAACCCAAAGAUUCACAAUCAAGCUCGGCAUCCCAAGUUAGUGCUGCAACUCAAUUACCCAGUAUAAACGAUGCAUUGCGACUAUUAAAUCAAUCGCCAAUUCCUUCAAAAAAAUUGAAUGAUUAUCAAUUUUUGAGUAAUAAAAUAAAUCAGACGUCUGACAGCUUGAAAAAAAUUUUGCUCUCAACUGCUGACGAAGGAUCAAUUGAUGACGAUGGUGAAAAUUUUCGUUCAUUAAUUGAAAAGCUGCACGAUAAAUUCAAUGAUAAAGAAACAGAAAAGUCUUUAAAGAUACAAAUCUUAACCUUGUUACCUGAAAAAUGGGGUGAAAGACGUAUUUGUAAAACUAUGAAUACAUCAAGACAUUUAUCAAGAGUAGCAAAAAAGUUGGUUGAAGAAAAAGAUAUACUUUCAACACCUGAAACAAAAUUAGGUAGGUAUAGGACGACAAUUACUGAUCAAAUAUUAUUGAAAAUUGCGAAUUUUUACAACGAUGAUGAGUAUAGUGCUUUGAUGCCCGGCAUGAAAGACUUUGUUUCAGUUCGAAAUGAUGAUGGUAAUCGGGUACACGUCCAAAAACGGCUUGUUCUGUCUAAUUUAAAAGAACUUUACCAAUGUUUCCGUGAAAUAAACCCUGCAGAGAAAGUUGGAUUUUCGAAAUUUGCUUCGUUACGGCCGAAACAUUGUGUGUUAGCAGGAGCAAGUGGAACGCAUACUAUCUGUGUAUUAAAACCAAGGUGCAGUUUAGAAACUUUUAUACAGCCUACAGAAGAAUUUAUUGAAAACCUUUGUAGUGAAUUGAAAGUUCUUCUACCUCACUCAUUCAUUGCAAAAGAACAAGCUAAGUUUUUAAAAACAUUAAAGGAAACACUAAAACCAAAUGAAUAUGUCAUUAUUUGUGAUUUUGCAGAGAAUUAUGCGUUCGUAGUACAAAAUGCAGCAUCUGGUUUUCACUGGAAUAAUGAUCAGGCGACAGUUUUUCCGUUUAAAAACUUUAAAAAUUUUGUUAAUUUGUACUACCAUGAAGAUGAUUUUGAUAUUCCUGCUGAAUGGCAUUUUUUUGCAACUGCCCAUGGCAAAGGUCCGUGUGAUGGAAUUGGUGGUAUCCUCAAACGACUUGCAGCAAGAGCAAGUCUCCAGCUUGCGGUAGAUAAACAAAUAACAACACCUAUAGGACUUUACGAAUUGACUUCUGAUCCGGAUAACUUGCCAAAUAUCAUAGUCAAGUUUUCUCCAGAAGAAGACUAUAAUACAGCAUUGAACGACUUGAAUGACAGAUUUACAAAAACGAAACCAAUUGUAGGAACUCAACAACUACAUUGUGUAAUCCCCGACAAAAAUGGUUGUUUGUAUGUAAAAAAAUUCUCAAACUCUAAUGAACAUAGAAUUUGUAAAAUAUUGAAACGCCAGAGAGAACAUUAAUGAUUAAAUUAUUAUAUUGUUUUUGUAAAAUCAUUAAAAAUUAACAAUAUUAAUUAAUAAGCUUAGUAUUUACUAUCGUUUUAUAAGCUUAUAAAUUAAGGAUAUUAUACCACA
Messenger RNA from Cotesia glomerata, 2697 nucleotides. RefSeq lists its product as uncharacterized. Lineage: Eukaryota; Metazoa; Arthropoda; Insecta; Hymenoptera; Braconidae. The coding region runs from base 1 to 2583 and encodes 860 amino acids. The record is from RefSeq and is a predicted model, not a curated record. The transcript has 6 exons.